AUGUCUCACCUCCCUCAAGAGCCCGAGUUCGAGCAGGCUUACAGUGAGCUCGCCUCUGCCCUCGAGAAUAGCUCCAUCUACAACGAGCACCCCGAGUACCGCACUGCCCUCGCUGUCGCCGCCAUCCCCGAGCGUAUCAUUCAGUUCCGUGUUGUUUGGAGCGACGACAAGGGUGACCUCCAGGUCAACCGCGGUUUCCGUGUCCAGUUCAACUCUGCUCUUGGUCCCUACAAGGGCGGUCUUCGAUUCCACCCCAGUGUCAACCUGUCUAUCCUCAAGUUCCUUGGUUUCGAGCAAAUCUUCAAGAAUGCCCUGACUGGCCUUAACAUGGGUGGUGGCAAGGGAGGUGCCGACUUUGACCCCAAGGGCAAGUCCGACGCCGAGAUCCGACGAUUUUGCCAGUCUUUCAUGACUGAGCUUUCCAAGCACAUUGGUGGCGAGACUGAUGUUCCCGCUGGUGAUAUUGGUGUUGGUGGCCGUGAGAUCGGUUACCUCUUCGGUGCCUACCGCAAGCUCCGCAACCGCUGGGAGGGUGUCCUUACUGGAAAGGGUCUCUCAUGGGGUGGUAGCUUGAUCCGACCCGAGGCCACUGGUUACGGUCUCGUCUACUAUGUCGAGUACAUGCUUAAGCAUGCUAACCGUGGUACCUUCGAGGGCAAGCGCGUUGCCCUCUCCGGCUCAGGAAACGUUGCCCAGUACGCAGCUCUCAAGAUCAUUGAGCUUGGUGGCUCCGUUAUCUCUUUGUCCGACUCCAAGGGUGCCCUUGUUGCCAAGGAGGGUUCUUCUUUCACCCCUGAGCAGAUUCACAACAUCGCUGGUCUCAAGCUCAAGCACCAGUCUCUGACUGCUUUCGAACACCAGGACAAGUUCACCUGGGUCGAGGGUGCCCGACCUUGGGUCCACGUUGGCAAGGUUGACAUUGCUCUUCCCAGUGCCACCCAGAACGAAGUCAGCAAGGAGGAGGCUAAGGCCCUCGUUGAUGCUGGUGCUUUUAUCAUUGCUGAGGGUUCCAACAUGGGCUGCACUGCCGAGGCCAUCGAGGUUUUCGAGGCCCACCGCAAGGAGAAGGGCGCCGAGGCUGUCUGGUACGCUCCCGGAAAGGCCUCCAACUGUGGUGGUGUCGCUGUGUCUGGCCUCGAGAUGGCUCAGAAUAGCCAGCGCAUCCAGUGGUCUGAGAAGGAGGUUGAUGAUCGCCUCAAGGGCAUCAUGAAGGAUGCUUUCGACGCUGGUCUUCAGACUGCCCAGAAGUACGUCGAGGCCAAGGAGGGCGAGCUUCCCAGCUUGGUUGCCGGUAGCAACAUCGCUGGUUUCAUCAAGGUCGCUGAGGCCAUGCAUGCCCAGGGUGACUGGUUCUAA
Fusarium sp. VM40 is the source of this 1356-nucleotide messenger RNA. The record is from the annotation of a GenBank genome assembly. NCBI's taxonomy places the organism in Eukaryota, Fungi, Ascomycota, Sordariomycetes, Hypocreales, Nectriaceae.